Molecule: messenger RNA, 2653 nt
Organism: Bufo gargarizans (Asiatic toad)
Lineage: Eukaryota; Metazoa; Chordata; Amphibia; Anura; Bufonidae
Exons: 2
Coding region: 2-1141 (379 amino acids)
Source: RefSeq, a predicted model, not a curated record
AAUGGAGAGGUCUAAGGAGCCAGUUAAGGAAAAGCUUGUGGAUCCAAAUGAAUCAAUGGACCACAUGACACUCUGGUGGUGCACAGGUACAAUAGAUAGAAGGAUCAGGAGCAUAAAUGAAACAAUGGACCACAUGACACUCUGGUGGUGCACAGGUACAAUAGAUAGAAGGAUCAGGAGCAUAACAAACGAAUCAAUGGACCACAUGACACUCUGGUGGUGCACAGGUACAAUAGAUAGAAGGAUCAGGAGCAUAAAUGAAACAAUGGACCACAUGGCACUCUGGUGGUGCACAGGUACAAUAUAUAGAAGGGUCAGGAGCAUAAAUGAAACAAUGGACCACAUGACACUCUGGUGGUGGACAGGUACAAUAUAUAGAAGGGUCAGGAGCAUAAAUGAAACAAUGGACCACAUGACACUCUGGUGGUGCACAGGUACAAUAGAUAGAAGGAUCAGGAGCAUAAAUGAAACAAUGGACUGCAUGGCAUUCUGGUGGUGGACAGGUACAAUAGAUAGAAGGAUCAGGAGCAUAAAUGAAAGAAUGGACCACAUGGCACUCUGGUGGUGCACAGGUACAAUAUAUAGAAGGGUCAGGAGCAUAACAAAUGAAAGAAUGGACCACAUGGCACUCUGGUGGUGCACAGGUACAAUAGAUAGAAGGAUCAGGAGCAUAAAUGAAAGAAUGGACCACAUGGCACUCUGGUGGUGGACAGGUACAAUAGAUAGAAGGAUCAGGAGCAUAAAUGAAAGAAUGGACAGCAUGGCAUUCUGGUGGUGGACAGGUACAAUAGAUAGAAGGAUCAGGAGCAUAAAUGAAAGAAUGGACAGCAUGGCAUUCUGGUGGUGGACAGGUACAAUAGAUAGAAGGAUCAGGAGCAUAAAUGAAAGAAUGGACCACAUGGCACUCUGGUGGUGGACAGGUACAAUAGAUAGAAGGAUCAGGAGCAUAAAUGAAAGAAUGGACAGCAUGGCAUUCUGGUGGUGGACAGGUACAAUAGAUAGAAGGAUCAGGAGCAUAAAUGAAACAAUGGACUGCAUGGCAUUCUGGUGGUGGACAGGUACAAUAGAUAGAAGGAUCAGGAGCAUAAAUGAAACAAUGGACUGCAUGGCAUUCUGGUGGUGCACAGGUACAAUAGAUUGAAGGAUCAGGAGCAUAAAUGAAAGAAUGGACCACAUGGCACUCUGGUGGUGCACAGGUACAAUAGAUAGAAGGAUCAGGAGCAUAAAUGAAACAAUGGACAGCAUGGCAUUCUGGUGGUGCACAGGUACAAUAUAUAGAAGGAUCAGGAGCAUAACAAAUGAAUCAAAGCCAAGACUUGGUCAAUUCAAGAAGAGUCUUAAAACAAUGACAUAUCUUCAGGAAAAACAGUGCCCUCAGCUUUUCAGUGCUGGCCGCGCUCCUCGGAGCACUGAAGCCAUCAUCUGCACAAAAGGCUUUUCUUGGGAAUGCUGCAAACAAUCUUUGCAAAACCAAUCCGGACAAUAUGCCUAGUUUAAUGAUCGGGUUGGUCCUGCUGACAGUUGCUCUAACCUUUUCCUGCAGUUCAGUACUUGAAUACUUUUAUGUUUUGGCACCCAUGACUGAGGGUGAGCUGUAGUUUUCAUUGGAACCAUUUAGGGUACACAUGACUUUUUGAUAAUUUUUUAUUCAAUAUUAUUUUGGCACUGGGGAUUUUAACAACACCCACAGUCUAAUUAAUGUUUUUUUACUUUGUGUUCCCUAGUGGGACUUGAACAUGUGAUCGUUUGUACAAAACACGGUGGAUGCAUCCUAUUACACCCUGCUUUCCCUUGGCCCCAGCUCUGCUAAUAGACUGCAUACCACAAUGGCGCACAAGGCUAUAAGAUAUCCGAUAUAUUGAGCUCUCGGCUGUAAUUCAUGUUGUGAGACCUAGUACUCAUGUACCCAGCCAGUGACCGCACAUAUCCUCCUGAAUUUAACUAUGGCCCGCAUCUCACUUCCUAUACCCCCUGCUCCAUAUCUCAAUCAGAGACAACUGGAGAAGAAGGACAUAAAAUGGCAUCUAUUGAUGGCCACACAGAGGGGACAGCGUUUGGGGCAAUAUAUUAUGGUGCACUGUGGUAUAUGGUAUUUUGCGCAAUGAUAUUGCUGACCCCUCCUACUUAUGUUCAUUUUAGACACUCCUAAAACAUGGGGCCACUUUAAGUUCCCAAUUCCCCCCUUUCUAAGAGUAAUGACCACCUCCCCUUGCUCCUAAAGGCUCAUUUGCAUAUAUUAAAACCGCAUUCAUCAAACAGGAACACAUCUGCUGACAAAUGCCCUUUAAAGUGUAUUACAAAAGUUAUUUUAAGCACAUUUAGAGUAGGAUUUAAUAAAGUUUAGAUAAAGGCUUAGGCACACUCUAAAGAGAAGGUCAUCAGAAAAAUACCUAUUGUUUAAAUCACAUUUUUAAAGAAUUGUUAUUUAUGAAGAUUUUUUUUACAUGCUACUAAUUGUAAUAAAGUAUAUAAUUCUACAAUUUUCACACUGGCCACUAGGUGAUUAUUUCCUGCUCUGUGCAGGUAACCUUUCAGCAGCCAUCUCAGAAUUAGGCUACUUUCACACUAGCGUUUUGGUUUUCCGUUUCCAAGAUCCGUCAUGGGCUCUCAAAAGCGGUCCAAAACUGAUACGUUUUGCUCCGUCCAGUCUCCA